AUGUCGAGUCCCAGAAAGAGACUGGCCGAAGAUGAUGAUCUCGCAUCUGAACGCUCCACGCCCUCGUUGGCUUCCAGUCCCCAAUUGCCUCCUUCUUCGCCUGCAAUUCCAUUCGAAGAGGAGGAAGAAGAAAUCCACAACGAUGUGACAGAUUUGAACCCUUCAGAUGAGGAUGAAGGUGAAGAUUUGAUGGAAAAUUUGGAAGCGGACUACAGGAGAAACGAUGGUCAGGAUCAUUAUGAUUUGGGCGAUGGAAACAUCGAUGAUGAGGAGUAUGAGGCCAUGGACGCAGCCACCAGAAGAAGAAUCGACGAGCAGUUGAAUCGCAGAGACGAGCUUAUUGGAGGCUUGGCUCCAGGAAAUAGAAGUCGUUCGCAGGCGUUCUUGGACGAUGAAGACGACGAGCGCAUGGAUGAUGUCAACGAAUACGGUUUGCCUAUCCAGAGGAGACGGAGAAGACGUCAAUACGAUGAAGACAAUGACGAGUUUAUGAACGACGUUGACAUUGAUCCUUUUCACGAAGAAUUAUCUCUUGAGAGUUUGGCUGAUGUGAAGGCUCCUUCCAUUACCGAGUGGAUCUUACAGCCUUCUGUCUCUCGUUCGAUUGCCAGAGAGCUAAAAUCUUUCCUAUUGGAAUAUACCGACGAAAAGGGUCGGUCUGUGUACGGUGCCAGAAUUCGUACUUUGGGUGAAGUCAAUGCAGAGUCCUUGGACGUCUCAUAUAAUCAUUUGGCAUCAUCCAAGGCCAUUUUGGCAUUGUUCUUGGCUUCUUCUCCAACUGAAAUGUUGAAGAUCUUUGACAUCGUCGCUAUGGAGGCCACUGAAUUACAUUACCCAAAUUACUCGCAGAUCCACCAAGAAAUUCACGUGCGUAUCUCCAACUUUCCUAAUCACUUAUCAUUGCGUGAACUAAGGGAGAAGAACCUCAAUCAGUUGGUGAGAAUCUCCGGUGUUGUGACGCGGAGAACAGGUGUUUUCCCUCAAUUAAAGUACGUUAAAUUUGACUGCCUCAAGUGUGGAGUGGUUCUUGGUCCAUUUAUUCAAGACUCAAAUGCAGAGGUCAAGGUCAAUUUUUGUACCAAUUGUCACGCUAAAGGACCAUUCAAGCUUAACUCUGAGAAGACUCUCUACCGUAACUAUCAAAGAAUCACGUUACAAGAAGCACCAGGAACUGUUCCUGCUGGUCGUUUGCCUCGUCACAGAGAAGUCAUCUUGCUUUCUGAUUUGGUGGAUGUAGCCAAACCUGGCGAGGAAGUGGAUAUCGUGGGAAUCUACAAGAACAACUACGAUGGCAGACUUAAUGCCAAGAAUGGAUUCCCCGUGUUUGCUACGGUCAUCGAAGCCAACUCCAUUAACCGUAAGGAGACUUCUUCGAUGUUUAACUCCGACACUGGUCAAGCGGCAUGGGUUGAGGAGGAUGAGAGAGAAUUCAGAAGGCUCUCCAGGGAGAGAGGUAUCAUCGACAAAAUCAUUGCAUCGAUGGCCCCAUCUAUCUAUGGUCACAAGGACAUCAAGACUGCUAUCGCAUGUUCAUUGUUUGGUGGUGUUGCCAAAGACGUCAACGGAAAGCACUCUAUUCGUGGUGAUAUCAAUGUCUUGUUACUCGGUGACCCAGGUACUGCCAAGUCGCAAAUUCUUAAAUAUGCUGAAAAGACAGCGAACCGAGCUGUGUUCGCGACAGGUCAAGGUGCCUCUGCUGUUGGUUUGACCGCAUCUGUUCGUCGUGAUCCAAUUACUCGUGAGUGGACCUUAGAGGGUGGAGCCUUGGUUCUUGCAGACAAGGGUACUUGUCUUAUUGAUGAGUUCGACAAGAUGAAUGACCAAGACAGGACAUCGAUUCACGAGGCCAUGGAACAACAGUCGAUUUCCGUUUCCAAGGCCGGUAUUGUCACAUCUUUGCAAGCACGUUGUUCCAUCAUCGCUGCUGCUAACCCUACUGGCGGAAGAUAUAACUCUACUCUCCCACUCUCUCAAAAUGUGAAUUUAACAGAACCGAUUCUUUCAAGAUUUGACAUUCUUUGUGUGGUCAGAGAUAUCGUGAAUCCCGAACUGGAUGAAAGGCUUGCCUCUUUUGUCCUUGAUUCCCACAUGCGUUCACACCCAUCUAAUGAUGAAGAUGUAUUCGAUGAUGAUCAAGACAUUUCGGAGCAACAAACGCGAAGAGACCGUAUCAGCGAAGCCACCAAACAAAAGGAAAGUGAGAUUUCUCCAAUCCCACAAGAGCUUCUUUCCAAAUAUAUCAGUUAUGCAAGAGCUAAAGUUUCGCCCAAAUUGCACCAGAUGGAUAUGGACAAGGUGGCAAGAGUCUAUGCGGACUUGAGACGAGAGUCCAUCACAACGGGAUCCUUCCCUAUUACUGUGCGUCAUUUGGAAAGUAUUAUCAGAAUCGGAGAGGCUUUCGCAAGAAUGAGACUCAGCGAUUUCGUCAGUCAAAGUGACUUAAACAGAGCCAUCAAGGUGAGUAUUGAUAGUUUUGUGGGUGCCCAGAAGGUCACCGUCAGGAAGCAAUUACAGAAGUCGUUUAUGAAGUAUACCUUACCAAGCUGGAAGUAA
Molecule: messenger RNA, 2553 nt
Organism: Sungouiella intermedia
Lineage: Eukaryota; Fungi; Ascomycota; Pichiomycetes; Serinales; Metschnikowiaceae
Source: the annotation of a GenBank genome assembly